Molecule: messenger RNA, 3239 nt
Organism: Ectocarpus siliculosus
Lineage: Eukaryota; Phaeophyceae; Ectocarpales; Ectocarpaceae
Source: the annotation of a GenBank genome assembly
AUGUCGAGUCUCGAGUGCCGAAGUGGCAUUUGCACACAAGUGUCGGCAUUGCUGCUGUACGGCGCGACCUUUCUUGCGACUCCAGACCGCAGUGUGUUACAGGCGUCAUGCCUUCAGUACGGGAAUCAUGACUACCUGUUCGGAAGACGGCUGGGCCACGGCCGCCUGGGGGAAGUUCGGCACGCUAUUCGACGAUCGGACGGGGAGAGCGUGGCGGUCAAGUGCGUCAAGCGGAACCGACACUCUGGCCAGGAGGAGGAGCGUGUGUUGGAGGAGGCAGCGGUGCUCAGCGGCCUGUCCCAGCCGAGCAUCGUGCGUCUCGUGAGCUUGGAGUCCCUGCCAAGUUGCCACUUCUUGGUUGUGGAGCUCCUCGAUGGGGGCGACAUCCUCGACGCGGUGGCGGGGCUCCACUCCUACACCGAGCACGACGCGCGGCAGAUUGCUAUCGCCCUGCUGCAGGCCCUGAAGCACGUGCACGACGAGGUCGGCUGCGUUCACCGAGACUUGAGGCCCGAGAAGCUCCUGAUGGCCAGGGACCCGUCGGGGGGCCCGCAGCCGGGGAUCGGCAAGAGGGUCAAGGUGGCCGGGUGGGGGAGAUCUAAGAGGCUUCCGCCCAGCGGGGAGGUCCCUGGAGAACACUGCUUCGGCAACCGAGCUUUCUCGGCGCCCGAGAUGAUCCUCGAGGAGCCGCACGGCAAGCCCGCCGACAUGUUCGCCGUCGGGGCGCUCCUCUACACCCUCCUCUCCGGCUCGCCGCCCCGCGUGGCCACCCUCUCGUCCGCCGUCAACCCUAAGGCGCCGGACACCGCCACCGGUCCCGCCUGGGCGGGCGUUUCGGCGGAGGCCAAGGGCCUGGUGGGGGCGCUCAUGACGCCGAGGGGGCCGGCGGCUAGGUUUUCCGCGGAGAAGGCGUUGGGGCACGAGUGGAUCAGGGCGGGGAAGGGGGAGCUGAAGUCGAGGUCGCUGGACGCCGUGCUGAAAGGCGCGAGGGUGUUGGGCUGGACCCGGUGGCAGAACGAGGAGAGGAGCAGGCUGGACGGCGGCGCGCGAGGCAGCGGGAUCCCGAGAGCUUCGAGCAUGUUUUGAUCACAUUUGAUUUGCUGUUGUGCUUUUCUCGUGGUUUCAUUGUGCUUCUUUUUUUUUUUCUUCCUCUGGCGAAAGGUGUCAUGUCGUACUUCAUUUCUCUCUUUCUUUGGUGGUGAUUUUGUUGCCUGUCUUUUUUUGUGGGGGGGGGGGGGAUGAGAGUGGUUUUGUCGAUCUCUUCUUUUUUUCCUUGGACGGUGCGUGUUUUGAUUAUCUGCUCGAGCCAGCGUGUCGAGAGAUGAGAGUCGUUGACGGUUUUUUGACGCUAGGCUUGCGGCUUGUUGGUGGAGGAUUCUGCUUUUGUUGCGCUCUCGAGAGCAGUAGUGCUACUCAUAUAUUAUUUCAUGCUUUAUUAUUACUCCGGAAUAAUUUCACCACCACCAGUGCUGAAAAUUCUCGGAGGUUACGAAUUGAGUGUUUUUCGGCGUUCCAAGUGAAAGCAACGAGUCGCGUGUUCCCAUGACCUCGCGGAGUGCUAGCCGCACGUGUUCGUCUCGAGACUGCUGUACUCUAGUGCCAGAAUCUUUUACGGCGACGACUCUGUGCGGUGUGCAAGGUUUGUGGCGGAUUUAGUCGAGGAUGUGUGGGCGUGCACCGCUCUAUAUUUCGUCGACCAGGAAAGACUUUUGCGGCGGUAUGCUAGAACACUCAUUUUAAUAGGCCAGUUAGGGGAGGCAAAUGCGCGUGAGAGAGAGAGAGAGAGAGGGAAGUGAGAUUAGGCGGGUAGAGCAUCGUUGAGGGUUUUCUAGUAAAAUGGGUCGAAGCGCAUAUUGUACGAUAGUUUUAGUUGCUAGGCGGAGAGGUGAUAUCACGUGUACAUAUCACGCGGUCGGUAGCACAAUAGCACAUUCUGUUCUCCAACGGAGGCUCGGCGAAUCUAGUCGGCUUUUUUUUUUCUUUCAAGAGAGACCCUAAACUAAAUGGGCGUGUGGGGGGGGAAGAGGGGGCUUAGCCCGUUCGUCCGCGCUGUCCUUUUUUCUCUUUUCCUUGGACGUGUGAGUUGGAAGCGUUAUCCAUAUGAACGGAAAGUCUUCUUUAUUCGUGUGAACGAGAAGGUUUCCGCACUUGUUGCUUGCGUCGGUGACGUUGUUGCUCAAUUCACUCACCUGGCGUUCUUUUGACUCUCACCCUUCGCUUGUUUGUUGGUGUUGCAAAUUGCGGUGUUUUUGUGUCAGGGGCAGUAGUAGGGGCACGUAGUGGGGUGUGUGUGGGGGUCGUAGUGAUUGCAAAAUUUAUCACGGUGACGUAAGGUUGUCGAUAUUUGUUCCCGCCACGAUAAUAGUAGUUUUCUUGUGCGGGCGACGAGGUCGAUGCGGGGAAACCGACCAGCCCGUGUGUUUGUUUCAUUCCAAUGUUUCUGUACCAUAAAGGCGGUCGGCCCCUCUCUCGCAGACAAAUCCUUGUUGUAUGUGUGGGGCGAGAGAAAACGGAGCUUAUUUUUCUUUUGGGGAAUGCUGCUGCUUUUGGGUUGGUCGCCCCAUUCUUGCUUGUGGCCUUUUGGGCGUGAGCGAGAUUCUGUAUGUUGCUUUAUUGCCUUUUUUUUUCCCGUGGGUACGAUUGAAUCAUUCAAGUUACUUGUGCGGCAGCAAAUGCCCUACUGCCUUGUCAACAUGUGUAUUCUAAGACCAUCACCGGUGCAAGGCUCUGCUGUGACGUGUGUACAGAGGCUCGGUAUGGUUUGUGUGUUUGUGCGGAAAGCGUGGAAUUGUGAUACCAUCAAAUGUAUGCAUGCCAACAGGGCGGCCGGGACUUAUUACUUCCAAGGGACUGGAGUAAACGUCAAGAGGCAAGAGAAUAAGAAAAUGCGGAGGGCGUUGCGCCACAAUCGCGCGAGACAGCCUCACGGUUCCGCAAAAAGAAGAGUGCAGCGGGGUAGGGCGGGACGCACACAAUACGACGGCAUGUCGAGAAAACGGGAUCCGGCCGCGGAUCUGUUGCCGCUACUGUGGUCUGUGGCUAGAACCCGUGCACCUAUUCAGUCAGGCGGGUGCGAAAGAGGUACUUUCAUUAAGGCGGGCACCCUGUGAGCAUGAUCGUUGUCAUCAAGAUUGGCUCCCGAGAGAGGAGGGGCGGGGGGCGGGUGAGCAUUGGGCAGUGUCAUGAGGUUCUAGAGGUACGCGAGAUGACGGGGCGAAGAGAAGAGGACCAACAAAAUC